AUGGAAGUUGGCAACAUAACCACAGUCACUGCGUUUGUUCUCCUAGGACUACUCAACAACCCUCAGAUCCAGGUAGUACUAUUUGUAAUAUUCCUGGUGAUUUACAGUUCCCUCACAGGGAACCUGCUGAUGCUGCUGGUGAUCAGGACUGGUUGCCACCUCUGCACCCCCAUGUACUUCUUCCUCAGUCACCUCUCCUUCCUGGAUGCUUUCUAUUCCUCAAUCGUAGUGCCUAAGCUGCUAGAGAACCUUCUUUCCAAGUGGAAGACUAUAACCCUCCUUGAGUGUUUCACCCAGAUCUCCUUGGUCAUAUUUUCCGGGGCCACUGAAGCUUGCCUUCUUUCAAUCAUGGCCUGUGACCAGUUCCAGGCCAUGUGCCACCCACUGCUGUAUGUGGUGGCUAUGAACAAGCAGAUGUGUACUGGCCUGGUGGGAGCAUCCUGGGCCAUAGGAAUGGGGAUGGGCCUUGUUAACACCAUCCUCCUUGCUCAGCAUCACUUCUGUGGCCCCAACCUCAUUCACAGUUUUGCCUGCGAGCUUCCCCCAGUGCUCGUGUUGACCUGUUGUGAGCCUUAUAUUAACAUUGCCUCCAUCCUGACCACCAUGGUGGUCCUGGGUCUUGGUACCCUUGUCCUAUUGCUGGGAUCCUACACCCGUAUCAUGACAGCUGUGGGAAUCAACUCUGCCACGGGUCGGAGCAAGAUCUUCUCUACCUGCUCAUCUCAUUUUCUUGCGGUCACCAUCCUUUAUGGUUCAGGAGUUUUCAGGUACAUGACUCCAGCUUCCGACUCAGCCCUGGAGCAAGUGCUGUCAGUGCAGUACAGUGUGGUGACCCCACUGCUAAAGCACCUUAUCUACAGUCUGAAGAACCAGGAGGGGAAGGCAGCUCUGGGGAGGUUGCUGGGCAGGAAUCCCAGGCUUACCUUCUAA
Molecule: messenger RNA, 930 nt
Organism: Balaenoptera acutorostrata (minke whale)
Lineage: Eukaryota; Metazoa; Chordata; Mammalia; Artiodactyla; Balaenopteridae
Gene: OR5BS1
Product: olfactory receptor 8S1
Biological process (GO): G protein-coupled receptor signaling pathway
Cellular component (GO): membrane
Molecular function (GO): olfactory receptor activity; G protein-coupled receptor activity
Source: RefSeq, a predicted model, not a curated record